GGGGGCGGGCUCGGGGGCGGGGGCGAGCGAGGAGGGAGGGCGACUGGUCGGGGCCCGGCCCUUAGGAAAGCCCCCUGGGCGCGGGGUAGGCUGCCCUACGAGCUCCGUGGCGGCCAUAAGCUGAGAGGAGUUGGGCCGGAGGAGGGUGCUGGGGCCAGGCCGCGGGUGGCCCAGGGUGGCCCCUGACCAGAGAGAGUCGAGCCCCCAGGAGGGAGGUUGUCCCCCGCCACAGGCCGGGUGACCCCAUGUCAGCCGUGGGCUCCCAACCCGACAGGCGGCCGGGCUCCUGUCCCCAGGCCCCGCACCCCGCCCGGGGACAGCAAGAUCAACCUGCCUGAGCUUGGUGCUGGCGGUAGCCCAGUGAGUGUAGCAGCCCUCCAUGCAGCCGCCCCAGAAGAUGGAAGAGAAAAAAAUGCUGUGUGACUGCUUUGAAGUGGAGAACCUUACCAGUUCCAGGGAGGAGAAGACUGAAGGUGACUUGAAGAUGUUUUGGACACAGUUGGGAGGUAGAAGAGUGGAUGUCAUAUUUGAGCAAGUGCAAAAUGUGCUGCUGUUGCUGAAGCAAAAGAUCAAGAACGGAACUGCCACAAACCAAGAAUGCUGGCAGGCUUGGAUGCUGGUGAAUGAAGCUAAUUUAGGUGAUCUCUUAUCUUUGACAAAUGGAAGUGAUGUGUUUGAUAGAGAUGGUGUACGGGAAACCAAACCCAAAUUGCAGCGUCUUACAGAUGACAACACUGCAGAUUCCCUAGAAGGUUCUCACAGAAAAAAAGAGGAGAUGGAAAAAACAGGUUCAGGGAGUAAAGAAGCAUCUGGUAAAAUUCAAGAUUUACCCUUAAACCUGCAGUAUAAGAAGCACAAGUGCUCUAGUGCUUGUCUUGCCAACAGAUCAGCGGGCUCCUUCAAGGGUGAAAAUCCUCUUAAGAUACCAAUCCUGUUUCACUUUCAAAGGCGCCAUGCAAAAGCGGACUGCCUUUCGAAAUCACUGGAUGUGAAUUAUAAAGCUCCUUGCGGUCGAAGUCUGAGAAGCUUUCAAGAUGUGCAAAAUUAUUUGUUUGAAACGGAGUGCAACUUCUUAUUUGUUGAUCACUUCUCCUUCAACACAUACGUACUGUUGGGCAGGAACACUGUAAAUCCCGAACCCCUUGUGUUCGAUUUUGAUAUUAGCAAUGGAGCCGAGUCUGUGCCUGUUUCUUUCUGUAACGAUCUUGACCGCGCAAGAUUACCUUAUUUCAAAUAUCGGAGGGCAUCGUGGCCACGUGCUUAUUAUCUCAACAAUUUCUCCAGCAUGUUUGUUGAUUCAUGUGACUGCACAGAUGGCUGCAUUGAUAGGUCAAAAUGUGCAUGCCUACAGCUAACUGCAAGAGGCUGUAGUAAAAUUUCUCUGUCUCCGCGUAGUAAAACAUGCCAUGGAUACAGUUACAAAAGACUGGAAGGACCUGUUCCUAGUGGAAUUUAUGAGUGUAGUGUGUUGUGCAGGUGUGACAAGAUGAUGUGUCAGAAUAGAGUUGUACAGCAUGGCAUUCAAGUCAGGUUGCAAGUGUUCAACACAGAAAAGAAAGGCUGGGGUGUCCGCUGCCUAGACGAUAUCGACAAGGGGACAUUUGUUUGCACUUACUCAGGCAGAUUAAUGAGCAGAGCUGAAGUUCAAGUAUUGGGGGAUGCUGGUCAAGGGCUGAAAGAGAAGAGUGCUGUGAAUGACAGAGGCAAUGGCUUUUUUUCCAAAAAAAGAAAACUUGACACUGAUUGUUCAGACUCCGUAAUUGAACUAGUACAGACUGACAAAACUGACAUUCUUGAGAAGCAGCAGUCUUUGUCUCAGACUGUGGAUAAUGAAAAUAAAUUAACCCCAGUUCGUGCAAAGAAUUCAAGUAUUGCAACCGCGAGGAGACCUGGAACUAGAAUAGCUGUUUUUCAUAAUGACCAGCUAAAAAUGGAAAUUGAUACACUGGUGCACGCUGCCAGCUCAGAUGAAGAUAAUAGUUCUCAGAUUCAUCAGUCAAGCAAAACAAAACUAACCAGUGGAACAAAGAAAGGAAAAGAAAAAUCCACUCAUCAGCAGAAGGAAGAACAUCCGAUGGAAAUUAGACGGACUGAGCCUGCUGACGUGGACAGUGCAGAAUGCAAAAAAAAGAGUCUGUCUCUGCAGGGUGUUGAUUGUGGCAAGUCAGGUGUGCUGCGUGACACGUGUGUUGUGGGGCCAUCCAAAAACAUAGCCCUAAAAGCUGACUGCAAAGAGGAGAAUCACAGGCAGUCAAAACAAGAUGCAUUUUGUGAGGAGGCUGAUGGUGACAGGACACUUCUGAAGAAUGCUGAUGAAGAAAAUAUUUAUGUACUGGAUGCCACAAAAGAAGGAAAUGUGGGUCGUUUUCUUAACCACAGCUGCUGCCCAAAUCUCUUUGCACAAAGUGUGUUUGUAGAGACUCACAACAGAAGUUUCCCAUGGGUGGCAUUCUUCACAAACAGGCAUGUGAAAGCUGGAACUGAACUCACGUGGGAUUAUGGUUAUGAAGCUGGAAGCAUGCCAGAGACAGAGAUUUCCUGUCAGUGUGGAGUUCCGAAGUGCAGGAAAAAAACCUUAUAGGCAAAGCUUUCCUGCUGUCAACACAUCACGUACCUGGAGAUUUAUAUGCUGGAAUGGACUUCUGUACAGCGAACAGUACGCUUAAGUCAGUGGUGCUAAUUCUAUUCAACUAAAAUGCCUUUCACCUGAUCAUUUUUUAAAUUUACAUUUAAAUGCCACUUUUGUGGUUUACAGAGUUAGACCUGUUUGUCAUAACAGGCAUCAAACUUCCCAGAUAAUGUCUCUGCUCCUAGUCUUCCACCCCUGCCCCCCUUUUCAUUCACGAAUAAAGUUCUGCCAUCUGCAGCAGAGACAUGACUGAUGCAGGGCAGUGGUUAGUUGAGGUUUUCUGUGCCCUUCCACAAUGCUGAGUUAGCAAAACUCAGUUUUCCGAAACUCAUUAUGAAUGCAAGUCUGCCUGUUUGGAAGCUAAGAAUUAUUAAAAUACAGCUAAGCAUGAUGAAUCCAGCGGGACAGAUAAUCUCGGAGAGAGAUGAGAUUAAUUAGAACAGUUCUGCAGAGCUGUGUUCAUGCUACAAAGUGAGCUGGGCAAGUCCUGCUCCUGCAGGAGAGAAAUGACUGGUUUUUUGUUGGGUUGUGUCCCUCUCCAUGUUUGUGACACAGAGAAAUCCUUGAGAAAUCCAGCGUGCCUCAUUUGAGUGCCGUGUUGGGUAGUGUGGGACAGCUGUGCCACAGAAGUCCUUGCCAUGUGGUUUGUUGGUGAGGGAGAAACAAGCUACAUUAGGUGACACUGAGUAGUGUAGGUGCAGGAGGCGGCUCUGAAAUAGAGCAAGGGGUGAGCGUGCCGAUGUGUGGCUUUUGAAUGUGUUGGAGCCUUCUGUAAAGAAGGUGGUGUCACAGACAGGUGAUUUAGACUUCUUGAAGAACCAGCGCCAAAGGUAUCAACAAAAGUGGUUUUAUUGAAGUAAGAUGUUGUAAAAGUGAUACUUAACAGAGUUCAAUGGCAAGGUUCACUGUUACUUACUGCAGAGUAUAUGAUACUGAUUUAAACUUACCAACACAAAAUCUUAGUGCACUUUAAUACAAGGUUAUAAUGUGUGAUGUCGGUCACUUACCAAAGACCUGCAGUUGGUCAGGGGUCUCAGCCUCAAGGAGUAACCUUGAGAAGUGUCUCAGCUCAAGGGGAGAUCAGCGCCCUGCAGCCAUGCUGCCCAGCAGGCAGAACUCAAAGAAGGUUCACUCAGGCUGUCAUAUUUACGGAAUAAAGUGGUUGGCAUGUUGUCAAAUUACCUGUGCUGGAAAAGGUAAGCAUGAGACUCCUUGUACCCACAAAUUCCUUCAUUCCUUGAUAAAUGAGUCUUGGAAAAACCACCUACUGUUCAUAUGUUAAUCGCAUGGUCGGUGUUCUAGUUUCCAAGCCCAUAUGCAUCAAUGCUCACCAUGUCACCCUGUUCCUGUGAGGGUUUUCAGAGAACAGGUUGGAACUAGAGAAGUUUUUGGCCCAGUUAUAGCCCAGGCCUUUGCUUCUUUUGGAGACUGAACCAAACUACUGCUAGUUUGGUCAAGGAGUCAAGUGUAUCUAUCACAGAUGGAUUUAUAGAAUCAUAGAAUGGUUCAGGUUAGAAGGGACCUUAAAGAUCAUCUGAUUGAAAGCUGGUCCUUACCUUGACUUCACCUUACCUUGACUUCCUGAAUUUGUGGGAGGCCAUGCAUGGCAGAUCAUACAGAAUUGUCUGUUGGUAAUUUGCUCAGCCAUUAGCAGAUUUUGUCAUUGGAUUUCCUAUUUUACAGAGCAGAGGGAAGUACUGUUUGCAAGAGUUAGUGAUGAUUUAGGUAAUCAUAUAUGGGAAUGAAACAUAUGCUGUGAGAGACUGCCGUGGCCACGGAGUAGAGAUUUCAAGCCUACAGCUAUACUGCAAAAUGAAAGAGGAGCAGGAACCAGUUCCUCAGCCCUGAGGCCAAGAGGUAACAGAUGGCUUAUGUCCACAUGGCUUAGGGUUAGCCCUCUUUUGAUUGGGUUUCAUCUCUGCUGUGUAGCUGUAGUGGACAAACAUGGUACCUGUGGCUCUAAGCUGUUUUUUGAGUUUGGUUUGGAUGUGUCAAGCUUAAAAAACAUGGGGUUAUGCUGCAACAGACGAUGCUCUCACAUUUUUCAGCAGUCUCAGCAUGUGUGAGGAAUUUACGCCUGUUAAAAGUGGUCCUUUAACAGAGGUAUCAGACCUGUGAAAUGUUCUGCUCGCAAUGAAGCCUCAGUUCUUCUCUCCCAUCGCCUUGUUUGAGACCUUGGCACAUCCAUCAAGCAAACCUCUCCUUAGUUUUUGUCCCAGUUGUCGCACUGCGGGCUUGUGUGUGGUUUCAUCAUGCAUCGUCAGGGCUAAAUGCAGAAGAGCGAUGUUACCCCCAAUGUUGGUGCAAUACCGCUUCAAAAGGUCAGAGCCACACACUUUUGUCCUGAUCCAUCCCCCUCCACCCCUUUGUCACUGAGGAGCUCCACCGUGUUAUCAGCAGUCAGCAUUCAGCUUGAUUGCUUCUUCCUUCAUUGAAGAUCUGUCUCAGAGGGAACAUAAUAUGCCUUAGGAUAACAUUGUGCAGUGUAAAAACCUCCAGAGACAUACGGAAUGGUGUGGUAAGCCCACUGGUAGCCCAGCAGUGGUGUAAGACUUUCUCCUGGCUUGAGGUAGAACGGAACCAAUUUUCAGUAAUGUUACUUUUCAGUUAAGCCUCUUCUAACUCUCUGAAAUUAACAGUGUACUUUUCAGACAUCUUAUCUAGCAGAUAAGGUCUGAUGUUUCUAGUGAAUACCAAGGCAUGCUAUGCAGAGAGGCUCCUGCCUAUGCUUAUCGCUAUAACAGCCAAUGUCGGCGCACUUUCUUAUUUGCCCCAUUGGAGGGUCGGAGGCGGAAGAGCGUAGAGGGGUCGCACCUGUGGGGAGGAGCGGGCAGGAGAGGUGACCUAAAACUGACCAACAGGGUAUUCCGUGCCACCUGCAUCAUGCUCAGUAUAAAAGCUGAGGGAUCAAAGGGAUCAGGCUCGCUCUUCGCUGGCCGGCAUCCAAGGAGCACUCUGUUCGUCUGCCUUGGAUUCUGAUCCGUGUGUUCUGGAAUCCAGUUCAAGAAUCCAGUUCCCGUCCAUCAUUGAGUCCAGUCUGGGACUUUCCCAGUGCCUGCCGGUGACGUGAUCAUCAUCCCAGGAGAUCGAU
Messenger RNA from Chroicocephalus ridibundus (black-headed gull), 5720 nucleotides. It is a transcript of the gene SETDB2, whose product is annotated as SET domain bifurcated histone lysine methyltransferase 2. Gene Ontology annotation, molecular function: zinc ion binding; protein binding; DNA binding. The record is from RefSeq and is a predicted model, not a curated record. NCBI's taxonomy places the organism in Eukaryota, Metazoa, Chordata, Aves, Charadriiformes, Laridae. Gene Ontology annotation, biological process: negative regulation of gene expression; heterochromatin organization. Gene Ontology annotation, cellular component: nucleus. The transcript is spliced from 15 exons. Bases 380 to 2581 code for a protein of 733 amino acids.